Musa acuminata AAA Group (dessert banana) is the source of this 2512-nucleotide messenger RNA. Its product is annotated as pentatricopeptide repeat-containing protein At4g01990, mitochondrial-like. Gene Ontology annotation, cellular component: mitochondrion. The transcript has 3 exons. The coding region runs from base 485 to 2044 and encodes 519 amino acids. The record is from RefSeq and is a predicted model, not a curated record. Gene Ontology annotation, molecular function: protein binding. NCBI's taxonomy places the organism in Eukaryota, Viridiplantae, Streptophyta, Magnoliopsida, Zingiberales, Musaceae.
UUAAUUCAACAGUACAUCAAAAUUGAUAUUGGAUUGAGAUUCUAAAUCUCGAUUUGAAUACCAAAUAUCACAAAACUUGAACUGAUAUGAAUUUUAAGAAACCUUUUAUGCGGAGAAAAACCUCUAAUCUUGCUCAUUUGUGUCAGGUGCAGGGGUUGUUUUGUUCCUGGUAUGAUGCAAGCAAUAAAAGAGAAAGGUUGAUUUCUUCAAAGUGAAUUCAGUAUUUUUCAUGCUAAGAUUGAAUUCAGUAUCUUAUAAACAGUAUAGGGUUGACAGUAUCAGAUCAAAUUCGCUAUCAGAGAGAGCGAGAGCGCUCAGUUGCGCUCAUCGGCGAGGUUAACUUGACCGACUUGAUGGCAAUAUAAACCCUUCUACCUCCUUUCGGUGCCCUUCACGCGUUGGCUCUUUUGAUUCCGUGGCGUCGCCGCCUCCAAUCUUUUGUUCUUUCGUUUCGUCUUGAGCCCUAAAGAAAGAAAAGGAGAUCAUGGCGAAGAGUCCCAUGCGGCCGCUGCUUUGGGCGAUGGCCGCGGCCCGGCGGAGGCUCUUUACCGCGUCCGCAGCGUCAUCGCCAUCGCCAUCGCCAUCGUCUUCUUCGGCGGAAGCGAGAGCUUCUGAAGUAGGAGAGAGGAAGGAGUCGAAGCCCCUCUACCGCCGGUUGUCGGCGCUGGGGAGAGCACCGGCGGGUAGCGUGACGAAGACGCUCAACAAGUGGCUGAGGGAGGGGAGAACGGUAACGGCCACGCAGCUCAUGAAGUAUGUUAAGGAACUCCGAAAGUACAACCGCUACAGUCACGCUCUUGAGCUGAUGGAGUGGAUGUCCGGUACAAGGGGCAUGAAUAUAUCUUACACCAAUCAUGCAAUACGCCUAGAUCUCAUAUCAAAAGUCAAGGGUACUGAAUCUGCAGAGGAGUACUUUUCUCAAUUGCCAGAACCUGCCAAAAAUGAGCGAACAUAUGGAUCCCUUUUGAAUUGUUAUUGCUCAGGGAAAAAUGCAGAUAAAGCAAUCUCUCUUUACAAUCAUAUGAAGGACCGCAACAUAGCAUCGAGUACUCUGGUCCACAAUAAUCUAAUGUCCCUUUACAUGAAGUUAGGUCAGCCUGAGAACGCCAUUACCCAGUUCCAAGAGAUGAAGUCAAAGAACAUUGUCCCAGAUAAUCUAACGUGCUGCAUCCUGAUGAACUGCUAUGCUUCACUAAAUGACAUUGUAUCAGUAGAAAGCGUUAUAAAAGAAAUGGAAGAGGGAGGUGAAGUUACUCUACAGUGGUCCGCAUAUAGUACCCUGGCUGCCAUUUAUAGUUCAGCUGGUAUGGCCACGAAAGCUGAGUCAGCUCUCAAGCAGCUCGAAGGACUUGUAGAUAAACGUGACUGGAUGCCUUUUCACUUUUUAAUCAGUUUAUAUGCAGGUAUUGGCAAGUUAGGAGAGGUAAAAAGGAUAUGGAUGUCUCUUAAGGAAGUGUACUCAAACCCUAUCAACAUGAGCUAUCUCAAAAUGCUUCAGGCUCUUAGUAAGCUUGAUGAUAUUCAUGGUCUAAAGCUUUUGUAUGAAGAAUGGGAGUCUGGUUACACAGCGUAUGAUCUGAGAUUGACAAACCUGAUGAUAGGAACUUACCUAAAGAAAGAUAUGAUUCGAGAAGCUGAGUCUAUUUGGCAGAAGGCUUCAGAAAGGGGUGCAGUUCCUGAUUUCUGGACUUGUGAUCGGUUCUUAGAUUACAGUUUGAAGAACAAGGACACAGGUUUGGCUCUCAGGUGGUUGGAGACGGCGACAUCAAUGGUGAAACAGGACGAGUGGAAGUUAAAUGAAGAUAAGGUGGACGCGUUUCUGAAAGCUUUUGAGGAAGCAAAGGAUGUUGAGGGGCUAGAGGAGUUCAGCAAAAGUUUGAGGAGGCUCAAAUGUCUCGACUUAAAUGCAUAUGAAGCGCUCCUGCGAACUUAUCUGGCAGCCGGUAAGAAGAACCCCAGUCUUCAUCGGCGAAUAAAGGAUGAUAAGAUCAAAAUUAGCUCGGAAACUAAGAAGUUGCUUCAAUGGGUCUGUGCCACUAAUUAGUAUUUUUCGAUUUGAGCAGUUAUGGCAUAAUUAUAUGGAGGAACAUUUGAGCGAAAUGUUAGACAUACUUGUUUCAGGGCACCGACUGAAAUAUCAUGGUCACGUAGUGCUAACUUUGACACAUGGUUUCUCAUCAAUUCUACUGGAAAAUUGGGAAUUCUCCAUAUGUUGCAAUAGUUUUAGAAAGACAAGAAUGCAUGAAUAGAUUAUGGUUUCUUGUCCGAUGGAUCACUCUGUUGCGUUCUAUUUCCCAACAUGAAGAUCACGACCAUUUGACAAUUUUGAUGCUGCCUCAUCAGAUACUUUAUUGGAUCAGCGUGAAUUCUCGAUCAAAACAUAAAGAUGGGAGACUUUGUUGAGGUAUGGAUGUCAUUUGAAUUAAAUCAUUGAUCAAAAUACUUAACUUGAAGUUGAUAUUGAUAUACUCAUUAGAUUUUUAUAAAUUUUAGUCUUGUUUAUUUUUGAUGA